This is a messenger RNA of Haemonchus placei, 1251 nucleotides long. Lineage: Eukaryota; Metazoa; Nematoda; Chromadorea; Rhabditida; Trichostrongylidae. The record is from the annotation of a GenBank genome assembly.
AUGUUCUGGACGCUCCUCCUAGUUGCUCGGACCAAUUCAUGUGAAAUUCUAACGAAUUCUUCUCUACUGUGUACCAACUUAUCAGACUUUCAUCUGACAUCAUCUAACUACAUUGAGCACAUUGGUAUUCACUGCAAUGGAUCUUUGCCAGCCUUCGCUUUUGAAAAUUUUGUUCAUUUGAUUAGCAUUGAACUAUUGGAUUGUGAAUUAUCGGAGAUACCGUGGCAGAGCCUUUACGUAAACGGCAAAACAUUAUCUGUCGACUUAAGAAGUUGCCCACUGGACUGUAGCUGCACCAAUGAAUGGCUGAUUUCAUCGCAACACUAUUCAACCUAUGCUUGCUCAUUCUCACAUUGCGUUCGGGGCACCAUAAUGACAGAACCUUACAUCGAAUGUGUCCCAGGCGACACAAUCACAAUCGACGUGAAUAUUUCUGCGAAUUAUUUUUCAUGGCACAUGUCCAGUGCACAAAACAACGUUACUGAAAAUCUCAGCAAAAAGCACGUACAGCUGGUUAUUUAUGCUGUCACUGAAAAACAGCUAGGCACUAUCUCAGUGGUUUGCUGGCACUGUGACCAUCCAUUAAUGACAACAAUUGAGCUUCGUGUACGCGCUCCCCUUCGUGCACGCUUGGAAGAUCGAGGUGACUCACACCUCAUCGUCGUUUCUGGUUGGCCUAUUAAUCCAAUUAAUCUUACUAUUGAAUGGAGUGGUGAAACGGAAACACGGAAUCUUUCUGAUGAAAAGACGGUCACCUUUUUCAACAACCUUGUUGUGCGUCCUGACACGGGGCAAUCACUUUUUUAUCGGCGAGUUUUCUCUGUAUUCGCUCUCGCAUGUUCGACUUGUCCUAGGUCCAAAUGUUUUUCACGAACUCCUCACGGGUUUCCUCCUCCAUUUCUUCCCAGCCGUUCUCGAGUCUUGCUUUCUAAGACUCCAAACUGGGAUUGCAAACCCGACAGGUCGUUUUUUAAACGCGCACUAUUCGGGCAGCUAGCGUUGGCACUCCCGGGUGAGCUUGGCUUUGAGCUAGAGUGCGUCAUGUCGGGGAGUUGUUUAAAGAAGCAGAGUCGGAUCACUGCUUCAUUGCGUCCAUCAGGGUGCUCUUUGAGUUCGGGUCUUCGACAAUUCUCACGCUGGCACCAACAAAUCACGAGCGUCUUUCCGUUGCCAGUGACUCUCCCAAUAAACAUCAUUUUACUGUUUUUACAGCAACUUCUUUGCAAAAGCUUGCACCUUCGAUGUUUAUAG